Dimorphilus gyrociliatus is the source of this 4666-nucleotide messenger RNA. NCBI's taxonomy places the organism in Eukaryota, Metazoa, Annelida, Polychaeta, Dinophilidae. The record is from the annotation of a GenBank genome assembly.
GCCAUUUUUAUAAAAAUCUGAGUAAUAUUCAAUUGUGGACAGUGAUCAAUAUUUCUAGACAGGCGAUUGAUAAAUCAAUUCAAACACUUUCUGCACUCUUCCUAAUAUGCUCCUUCAAUCUAACAAAGAGUUAGAAGUGUGAAGAUGCCAAGUCAGGAGUGUAAGUGUCCAAUUUUGCCUCUGUAUGAAGCUCAUAGUUUCACUGCUUGUUUGUAAUCACACAUUGUCAUGUUGGAGAAUAACAUCCAUUCCUUGUUGAACUCGGUUUAUUCUUCUCUUUUGGUUCCAGAGGAUUGGAAUGUACUUCCAACUUCUCCAGCUUCCUCAUAAACAAUUGAAGUAUUAAAGAAGAACUUCAUUUGAGGAGUAUUCCAUCCUACUAGCUCGAAUGUAACGUCACAAUUAUCAAUUAUCAAUUCACCAAAGCACUUACUCAAAUAAAACUGUUAAAGGUUUGUCCUGGUGAGGUUGUACAAUGGUCAUUGAUUCAUCACAUUCAGUAAAACUUGUAGCAAACAAGCAAUGAAUUCCAACUGACAAAAAUAGACAUUUGUCAGCAUAAUGCUGUUCUUAUUUACCACAAAUUAUUAAUAAUAAUUGUUUGUGAAAUGUUGUAUGUUUUAGUGUCAAGGUUAGGGUUAGAGUAGAAACUAAUUCCAAUUCAUCAUCUAAUAUAGUAUUGUGCUUUGAAUACUGGUGAAAGUCACAACAAUCUACAAACUCCAAAUAUAAAUAGGAUAGUGUACUGCUUCUGCUUGCUGACUUCUCUCUUAAUAUCAGUUUUGGGAGUGUGUGGAGAUUUCAUCCCAAAUGUUUCUUGCUCAAUUUCUAAGCUUAUAUAUUGAAAUUCUAUGUUUAACUUGAUACAAAAUGAUUGUUCAACUCCCAAAUAUCCUCUUUGAUUUCAAUUUUGAUGGCCUCCCACACUUGCCUGAGCUUUCCACUUCAAAGUCAUUAUUAGUUCUGACAGUUUGAUUGAAAACAGACCAAGUUUGAGGGGGCCAAAAGUUACUUUUAAUCUAAUUUUCCAAGCUAAUCCAGUUCAUUCUCUAUGUUAUUGAAUUGAUUUGCAAUUAAAUUACUUGGAAGUUAUCCAUAUCUAUUUUUAAACUCUGAGCUAUAGCCGACAUCAUACAAAUCUAUAAAAUAUAAUUAAACUGCAUUUUCACAUUAUGAUAGACCUUUGACAAGAACAACUGCAACAAAUUAUAGUAAACUGCAAUGGUACAAAGAAAAUCUCUGUAACCAACUUUUCAAAUAUAAAAAAAAAGUAGUUUUUCCUUUCUCUCAGUUUGCAACUGGAAAAACUUCUAGAAGCUUCUUGACUAAUCCAAAAAACUGUGUCACCUAUUUCCAGAAUGCAUUUGCUAUGUGAUAAAAAAGCUCCAUUUUUCAAGUUUGGUCAACAUUUGACAGUGCAGUAAGAGGAUCAAAAGCACUCAGCAAAGUAGAGUUGUUGGAGGAUGAAUGAAUGCUGGAGGUUACGAGCUUUCCAUAUCAGGUAAUGCUCACCUCCUCUGCUGGCUGUAGCUGCUGUCUUUGGGUGUACUGGACAUGGCUUUUCAAAGAUGUCUGAUUUGUCAUCCCUGAUUUGUUUAGCCUGAUCUCAUAUAUAUGAUACCUCUUGAUAAGAUUUUAAUGCUCAUAAAUCACUUCAAGUCUUUCAAAAAUUUCCUUAGAAGAUAAUCCCACCAAUGUCUUAAAUUUGAUAGCUACACAUUUUUCUUGACCAAUGUCCAUAUUGAAUGUAAAUUAUAGGAUAAUAUGUUCAAAAUAGUUGAAAGAAUAUUGUUCAUAGUCCUUCCUUGCAUAGAACUAACAUCAUUGAUAAAGAAAGAGAUCAAACUGUAUAAUAAGUUCUUACUGUUGCAUCCUACUCAACUGUGGAAUCUCCCAAACUGCAGAUGGAGGUUAUUCAACUAUCCAUUGGAACUUAGAUCUCAGUGUCUAGUUCAAUUAUAAAACUAUAACCCUCCUGUAACCCUAACCCUAAACAUCUUAGUAUAUGUUUUCAAACAACAACUAUUGACAGAUGAAAGUUCCAAUAUUGAAUUUUUAAUAAUGAGGCUUUUUACAAAGUUGUUCAUAGAGUGAAAGUUUUUUUAGCUCAAUUAUUCAUUAUAUUUAUUUAUGGUUAAUUGGGUGCAGAGAAUCUAAUUGUGUAGAAUUUUUGCUUUAAUAGCAAACCUAAUUUGAUGAGGCAAUUAGUGAUAAAUAUAGAUUUAGCCUAGAUACCACUAAUAAACUCAUCACCACAUCUUUCAAAUUAAUAAACCAUACCAUUCACGAAACAGGAAAGUCUCUUGUCAGAAGCUGCUGAACAAAGCAUCUCUCUGCAAGAGGUUGAGAGACUGUGUCGCCCACAUGUAGAUAUAGUAGAAAAAUGGCGUCAAAUACACGUUUUAAUGGGAACCCAACCUUGUUCUAUUACUCUUAUAAAUCUCUGAUGGUGAGUAAUUAGAAUAUUAUAGGUUUUAGGCCUAUAGAUUUCUUAAUAAUUGUUAUUCCACAAAUUUUAGGGAAAUUCUUAGCCAUAACGAUCUAUAUUUAGAAUGAAUCAUAGAGGUUAAUAACUUCAAAAUAUCAAUAGCGUUUUGUCAAUAGAAAUACCUUUUUUAUAUUAUCAUCGUAUUGUAUAAUAAAAAAAGUUAACACAGUCUGACAAAGACACAACAACUUUUCUGUAUAGGCCCAAGAAAAAUGAUUCAUAUUGAUCUUUUAAAAUAGUCAAAUAUUCUAUACGAUUUUGUUUUUCUUGAUUUCUGAUUCUCUAAAUUCAAGCAUUAAAAAUUAUCUUUAAGUACACAUCAUACUUUUUACGAAAUCGUUCAAUAAGUCAAGUAAUUUUUAGAAUGAAUUCGAUUUUACACAGGUCUUGAUCACUCACUCCACCCACCUUCUGUCAUGGUCAUGUGACCAUUUUCUAUACUACUUAUUCUAACGAUUAGAGCCUCUGGGAAGCAUUGUACGAGAGGUAGAAAAGUAGAAAUAAAAAAAAAACACAACAACUUAUUAGAGGUAAGAAUUAAAAUUAAGGAAAAAAGAUACAUAAAUAUAACAUAGAUAAAGCGAAAGCUUUCAGAAAUAGAUCACACUAUAAUUAGGUCAACUGGUACUCUACAGACAGUAAAAUAAUACCCGUUUUCUAUUUCAUAGUCCUACAUAUAUAUGUAUCAAUAUUUUGAGAACAACAGCAUACAUCUACACUAUUUAUAUGUUAGAUUACAAAAAAUAUUCAAAUAUACAUUUUAAUUAAUAUUUGACUUUCAAUGACUUUGACACAAGUUCAGAUUAACUCGAGAAAUAAAAGUAUGGCUGUUAUCAAGACAAAUAUUCCUGGAAUAGUCAUCUAUACAAUUUUUAUGCUGAGUAGUAUCAUUUCUACAUCUGCAGGUAUGCAUAUUUCUUUUUUUUUUUAAAUAUCUUAUCUAUUUCGGUAUCUUUUCAAACAUUAUUUAUGUUUUAGUUAAGUUCCAAUCUCCUCCUACUUAUGAAGCUUUUAAACUUGGAGAAAAGAUAACUCUUACUUAUAGUCUUAGUGGUAUAGCCAAACUCCAGUUGAAAAAUCUGUACAACAAUACUUCUGAACCAAUGUAUGAAACUCCAAAUUUUGAACCAAAAUUCCAGAAUAGGUGGAAAGCGACACCUGCUGUAGAAAGUUCAAGUUAUACCUUUACAGUAGAUAAUUCUGACAAAAAUGAUGGUAUGCAAAUUGAAGCUUCUGUUCCUGAUGGUAGCAAUGUUGAGUCUGUUAAAACUGGAAUAGUCCUCUACGAUUCAAUUCCAAGAAUCACAAAAUAUCCCCAAAAUGUUUCUCCUGUAGAAGGUGAAAAAUUCCCAUUUGAAUGUGAAUUCAACUAUUGGGGAUCAGGACACUCUGAAUUUUUAGUGUUUCUGAAAGACAAAAAGAUGAACUUUAGGGAUGUUCAAAUUAUAUUUGUUGAUGGAUUGGCUACUUUUAAAAGCAAUUUCAUUGCUUCUAAGGAAAUGAAUGAUAAUAAUAUCUUUUGUCAAAUGAUUUUACAUAGAACCAUAGGAAAAUCUUCUUUAAAGUUCAAGAGUCAACCUAUAAAAUUUCAAGUUCAUUAUAAAGUAGAGAACAUAAAAAUCACUUCUGAAAAAGAUAAUUCAACUACAAAUGGUAAAACUGAAAUUUCAUGUUCAGCAGAAGGAAAUCCAGCUCCAAAAUGUGAAUGGAGAAAAAAAUCAUCUGAUAAAAUUCUAUCAACCAAUCCCACAAUGAAAAUUGUAGAGUCUUCUGAUGAUGAGUACAAAUGUACCGCCUGGAAUGUGAUUAAAGGGACAAAACAUGAAUUGACCAAAACUAUAUCUUUUUCAUCUAAUGGGGCAUCGAGAAUGGCAAAAUUCAACAUUAGUCUUAUCUCUUUAAUGUUUGUUUUACUAUUAACAAUUUUUAAAGUUGAGAAUUGAAGAUAAAGUCCCAGCCCUAACCCUAACCCUAAACAAACUAUGCACAUCUAUUGAACACAAAGCUAAAAUGUAUUUCUAGUGUUUCAUAAAAUGUUCACUUUUAUCUUAUCAACUGUCUUUUUAAUGUCUUUUUUAAUAAUAUUUAUUAAUGUAUAAAUGUUAAAAAAUGUACUUGAACUAAAUCAAUAAACGCAUCGAAUUGGUGGAACAUGUGUUGUCUAGUGCGUAGUUAGAG